AUGGCCAACAGGGUCGAACUUGAGGCCUUGCGUUUUGAGCGCGUCAUCAGAAAUUGGCCUGUCGACUCAUCGCCCCACGACUCCGCCGCUGAUCGGUUCCCUCUUGCUACCCACACCACGGCGAUCGAGUUUCAGGGUGAGCACCUGUUUGGAAAGGGCCUCAGCAACGUCAACGUGUCUUACUUUGAGUACCACGUCGAUAUGACUCAAUGGAGGCUCAUCACGAAACGUCUCAUGACCAAGAACAACCCGUGGCCUUGGAAUGUCUGA
This is a messenger RNA of Fusarium mangiferae, 270 nucleotides long. RefSeq lists its product as uncharacterized. The record is from RefSeq and is a predicted model, not a curated record. The coding region runs from base 1 to 270 and encodes 89 amino acids. Lineage: Eukaryota; Fungi; Ascomycota; Sordariomycetes; Hypocreales; Nectriaceae. The transcript has 3 exons.